Fusarium falciforme is the source of this 3693-nucleotide messenger RNA. Its product is annotated as Myosin-1. Gene Ontology annotation, molecular function: microfilament motor activity; actin filament binding; ATP binding. The transcript is spliced from 3 exons. Gene Ontology annotation, biological process: endocytosis; actin filament organization; vesicle transport along actin filament. Gene Ontology annotation, cellular component: microvillus; cytoplasm; plasma membrane. The coding region runs from base 1 to 3693 and encodes 1230 amino acids. The record is from RefSeq and is a predicted model, not a curated record. Lineage: Eukaryota; Fungi; Ascomycota; Sordariomycetes; Hypocreales; Nectriaceae.
AUGGGAAUAUCAAGACGUCCCAAGAAUAAGGACGCCCGCGCCGGGGCCGCGGCUGGCGCAAGCGGCAGCGCAAAGCCCAAGAAGGCUACCUUCGAGACCACCAAGAAGAAGGAGAUCGGUGUCUCCGAUCUGACCCUGCUGAGCAAAGUGUCCAACGAGGCCAUCAACGAAAACCUGAAGAAGCGAUUCGAGGGCGCCGAGAUCUAUACCUAUAUCGGCCAUGUGUUGGUCUCGGUCAACCCCUUCCGGGACCUGGGCAUCUAUACCGACCAGGUCCUCGACACCUACAAGGGCAAGAACCGACUCGAGAUGCCGCCGCACGUCUUCGCCAUCGCCGAAUCCGCAUACUACAACAUGAAGGCCUACAAUGAUAACCAGUGCGUCAUCAUCUCGGGAGAGUCGGGCGCUGGCAAGACCGAGGCCGCCAAGCGCAUCAUGCAGUACAUCGCCAGCGUGUCUGGUGGAGAGUCGGGAGACAUCAAGCAGAUCAAGGACAUGGUGCUGGCAACCAACCCCCUGCUCGAGUCGUUUGGAAACGCCAAGACACUGCGAAACAACAACUCGUCGCGAUUCGGCAAAUACCUACAAAUUUACUUUAACGCUCAGGGCGAACCCGUGGGCGCCGACAUCACAAACUACCUCCUGGAGAAGACGCGAGUGGUGGGCCAGAUUACAAACGAGCGCAACUUCCACAUCUUUUACCAAUUCACAAAGGGCGCUUCGCAGCAGUACCGAGAGACCUUUGGCAUCCAGAAACCCGAGACGUACGUCUACACGAGCCGGUCAAAAUGCUUCGACGUCGACGGCAUCGACGAUCUCGCCGAAUUCCAAGACACGCUCAACGCCAUGAAGAUUAUUGGCCUCAGCCAACCCGAGCAAGACGAGAUCUUCCGCAUGCUUGCGGCCAUUCUGUGGAUUGGAAACAUCCAGUUCCAGGAGGAUCAGAGUGGUUAUGCCGAGGUGAUUGAUAGAUCCGUGGUGGAUUUCGCCGCCUACCUCAUGGAGGUCACCCCCGAGCAGCUCAUCAACGCCAUCACGAUCCGAAUUCUGACUCCUCGAAACGGCGAGGUUAUCGAAUCGCCUGCGAACCCGGCCCAGGCAUUGGCUACAAGAGAUGCGCUAGCCAAGGCCAUUUACAGCAAUCUGUUCGACUGGAUUGUCGAGCGCAUCAACAAGUCUCUUAAGGCCCGACAGCCAACUAGCAACACGAUCGGUAUUCUGGAUAUUUACGGCUUCGAGAUUUUCGAAAAGAACAGUUUCGAACAGCUUUGUAUCAACUACGUCAACGAGAAGCUGCAGCAGAUCUUUAUCCAGCUCACUCUCAAGGCCGAGCAAGACGAGUACGCGAAGGAGCAGAUUCAAUGGACGCCAAUCAAGUACUUUGACAACAAGGUUGUGUGUGACCUGAUCGAGCAGAUCCGACCACCAGGCAUCUUCUCCGCCAUGAAGGAUGCCACCAAGACUGCGCACGCUGAUCCGGCAGCUUGCGACCGAACCUUUAUGCAGAGUAUCAACGGCAUGUCGCACGCCCAUCUUACCCCCCGUCAAGGAAACUUCAUCAUCAAGCACUACGCUGGUGAUGUCACCUAUACUGUGGAUGGUAUUACGGAUAAGAACAAGGAUCAGCUCCUCAAGGGUCUGCUCAACCUGUUCCAGCACAGCGGAAACCAAUUCGUCCAUACCCUGUUCCCUCGCCCGGUUGAUCAAGAUAACCGAAAGCAGCCUCCCUCGGCUGGUGACCGUAUCCGAACGUCUGCGAAUGCCCUGGUCGAUACUUUGAUGAAGUGCCAGCCUUCAUAUAUCCGAACCAUCAAGCCGAACGAGAACAAGUCGCCCACUGAGUACAACGGUCCCAAUGUUCUUCAUCAAAUCAAGUAUCUUGGUCUUCAGGAGAACGUUCGCAUUCGUCGAGCCGGUUUCGCUUACCGUCAAGCAUUCGACAAGUUUGUUGACCGAUUCUUCCUCUUGUCACCUGCUACAUCGUAUGCUGGUGAAUACACUUGGGACGGUACCACCGAGGCUGCUGUCAAGCAGAUUCUCAAGGAUACCAGCAUCCCUAAGGAAGAGUGGCAGAUGGGAGUCACCAAGGCAUUCAUCAAGGCUCCUGAAACUCUCUUUGCCCUUGAGCACAUGAGAGAUAGAUACUGGCAUAACAUGGCCACACGAAUCCAGCGCAUGUGGAGAGCCUAUCUUGCCUACCGAGCCGAAUCUGCUACUCGAAUCCAGAGGUUCUGGAGGAAGAAGCGAACUGGAGCCGAGUACUUGCAACUUCGAGACCAGGGCCACCGGGUUCUCGGAGGACGCAAGGAGAGACGUCGUAUGAGUCUUUUGGGUUCCCGAAGAUUCCUCGGCGACUAUCUGGGCAUCAAUGCUACCAAUGGUCCUGGAGCGCAGAUCCGCAAUGCUGCUGGCAUUGGCUCAAACGAGAAGACCAUCUUCUCUUGCCGAGCUGAGAUCCUGGAAGCCAAGUUCGGUCGUUCCAGCAAGCCCAGCCCGCGUAUCAUUGUUGUUACAAACAGCAAGUUCUAUAUCAUUGCCCAAGCCCUCGUCAAUGGUCAGCCCCAUAUCUCGGCUGAAAAGUCUGUGCCUCUGGGCGCGAUCAAGUUCAUUGGAGCCUCGGCGGCUCGUGAUGACUGGUUCUCACUCGGCAUUGGCUCUCCACAGGAACCGGAUCCUCUGAUGAACUGUGUGUUCAAGACUGAACUGUUUACUCAGAUGCAGCGGGUAAUGCCUGGAGGUUUCAACCUCAAGAUCGGUGACACAAUCGAAUACGCCAAGAAGCCAGGCAAGAUGCAGCAGGUCAAGGUUCUCAAGGAUUCCCAGCUUCCAGUCGACUAUUACAAGAGUGGUGGCAUCCACACACAACCUGGUGAGCCACCAAACUCGGUCUCGAAGCCCACUCCCAAGGGCAAGCCAGUACCCCCUCGACCUAUCACUCGAGGCAAGUUGAUCAAGCCCGGAGGUCCCAACGGUCGACCAUCUCGACUCACUGGCAACCGAACGGCCAAGCCUCGACCUGGAGCGGGCUCACGACCUACUCCUCAACCACCAGCUGCUGUCACUGCUGCUGCCGCCAUCCCCGCUGCCGCUUCCCAAGGUCCCGUCACUGUCCCCCAUCGUCCCGUGUCGACACAAAACGCGCACGCUGCGGUUGCAAACUCCAUCUCAAACCAUACCCGCAAUGCUAGCGGUGCUGGGCGUGCACCUCCACCACCUCCUCCCCCUGCUGCCCCUGCACGACCAGCAAGUCCCCCCAAGAUCCUGGCCAAGGUUCUGUACGACUUUGCGGCCCAGCGGGAGAACGAGCUCUCGAUCCACGCCAAUGAGAUCGUCGAGAUUGUCCAGAAGUCGACCAAUGGUUGGUGGCUAGCCAAGAACCAGCAGACGGAGCAGCAGGCCUGGGUUCCUGCCGCCUAUGUUCAGGAACAAGCUCCUCCGGCUCCGCGUGCGCCGCCGGCCCCACCACGGGCCAAGCCGACGCCUCCGCAGCCCCCGGCCAAACGGCCUGCGGCUAACCGCAAGCCUGCCGAGCUGCAGCAGCGCGACUCGGGCAUGAGCCUCAACACGCUGAACGGUAGUACCGGAAGUCGUAGCAGCACUCCUACACCCAGCUUGGGAGGCAGUCUGGCGGAUGCUCUCCUGGCUCGCAAGAACGCCAUGCAGCGGGAGAAGGAGGAUGAUGAUGACUGGUAG